AUGCACGCCAUCCUGAUUUUUGCUACAUGGCCAGUCCCGGUUCAAUCACAACCUCAAGAUCCAACUUGGAACUAUUGUGGAUUGAUUACCAACGCCGCUAGACUUCUAGGGUUGCACGAGCCGGGCAGGGAGAAAGAAUACGGCUUUCCCAGAGCGACGCCAAGAGAAGUGGAGCUUCGAUCAAAGACUUGGCUCCAAAUAUUCCACCGCAACAUUACUUAUAGCUCUCGCAUGGGUGUGCCUCCAGCGCUUGCUGACGAGCCUACCUUACGCGGGGUUGUUGAGAUAGCGUCGGAAUUUAUGAUACAAGACCAUUUCCGUAUCCAGCUGGAGAUACUUCGACAAUAUGCCAAAUUCACGCAAGCCCUGCAACUUCAACCGGAUGACGCGGUUCGAGAUUCGCUUGUCAUGAUGGCGUCUGGCGAGCUUCAAACCCUUCGUAACACAAGCGCUGGCAAAUGGACAGCGGACACGGAGUUGCAAUUCCUGGGAGCAAAGUUGUUCCUCCUCGGCUGGUCAUUCCAGGGCCACCUACACGACAACGAGCUCUCCAUACCGGUUCCAAGAACAGCCUCAAAGCCGAACGUUACGCAGAAGCUUAUUUUCCAUGAAGCAUUGAGCUCCGCUACCAAUUACAUACACGCAUUCAGUGAACUUCAGAGUCUGAAAACCCCCAUGCAACCAUCUCCAGGCUCGAGAGCUGACAUGCAGCGUUCAACAUCCAUCAAUGACGACAUCCCAUCCCAGGUUUACUUUCCAAAAUACUACUUCUUCACCCUCUACUACGCAGCCCUGACCCUCUACCACUUCCUCGCUACCCUCCCUACCGCCUCGAUCCCUGAUCAAGACCUCGCCCGCAACCACAUCCGCCUCGCACACACCGUACUCAUGCGCUGUGCCCUUGGCGCCGAGAGCGAAUGGAUGCGCCUGGCGCAGAAUAUUGAAAUUGUGGGACAAUUCAUGAACUCGGGACGUCGACUACCGCCCGAGGCCCAGAUAAAGAGCCGGCUUGGCGCGCCGCUGUUUUACGAUGGCAUGCUCAAGAUCGCCGUGCUCAAAAGUGAAAGAGGUAGCAGGUCAUGGGCUAGCGAUUUGAGUCAGCAUCUACCGCAUGAAGGACAAGAAACAAAGGCGAAGGAGCAGGAGAUAGGUGGGCAUGAUGAACGUGGUAUGCACGAUGCUCCAGCGUCCUCCGCGGUCACUGCAGGGUAUGGACGAAUGGAUCCAGGGUCGGGUUCGCAGGGGCAAUUUAUACCGCAUGAGUGGGAUGAUACGCUCUGGGGAUGGGACUUGGCGAUGUUGGAUGCGGCAGAUUGGCAACUGGAUUGGAAUGGAUUGGAAACUUGGCAGCCUUGA
Messenger RNA from Letharia lupina, 1356 nucleotides. RefSeq lists its product as uncharacterized. The transcript has 2 exons. Lineage: Eukaryota; Fungi; Ascomycota; Lecanoromycetes; Lecanorales; Parmeliaceae. Gene Ontology annotation, biological process: DNA-templated transcription. Gene Ontology annotation, molecular function: zinc ion binding; DNA binding. The coding region runs from base 1 to 1356 and encodes 451 amino acids. The record is from RefSeq and is a predicted model, not a curated record.